AUGAACCUUCUGACAUCCUCCAACAGAAGCCAAAGGUGGGAUGAAGGGAAGCAGAAGGCUGGCAUUACUUUUGUCCUCUUGGGCUUCUCAGAAUACCCAAACCUCCAGGUGCUCCUCUUCUUGGUGUUCCUGACCAUCUACAUCGUUUCUGUAUUGGGAAACCUAGGCAUGAUUCUGAUCAUCAGGAUGAAUUCUAAACUUCACACCCCCAUGUAUUUUUUCCUCAGCCAUUUGUCCUUUACUGACUUUUGUUACUCCUCUGCACUUACACCCAAACUGUUAGAGAUUAUAAUUGUGGAAGACAAAACUGUGCCCUUUAAAGAAUGCAUGACUCAAUUUUUCUUUGGCUGCACCUGUGUGAUUACAGAGAUAUUUAUGCUGGCAGUGAUGGCCUAUGACCGGUUCGUGGCUGUUUGUAAUCCCCUGCUCUACACAGUUGUUAUGUCUCCUAAGCUCUGUGCUCUCCUGGUGGCUGGAACUUAUAUGUGGAGCGGUCUUUGUACUUCAAUACUUACGUACUGCCUAUUGCAGCUUUCCUAUUGUGGGUCUAACAUCAUAGAUCACUUUUGCUGUGAGUAUUCUGCUGUCCUGUCUGUAUCCUGCUCAGAUACCUCCUUGAGCCAGCUGAUAUGCUUUGUUAUGACGAUAUUUAAUGAAACAUGUAGCCUCCUGAUCAUCCUUGUCUCCUAUGUCUUCAUAGUCAUCACUGUCAUUAAGAUUCCUUCUAAGAGUGGACUCCGAAAAGCCUUCUCCACCUGUGCUUCCCACCUGACCACCAUCAGCAUCUUCCAUGGAGUCAUUCUACUUUUGUACUGCGUCUUCAAUUCCAGAAGUCCUUCCAUCCUUGGCAAAGUAGCCACUGUGUUUUUCUCCAUUGUGAUCCCCAUGCUAAAUCCCCUUAUUUACAGUCUCAGAAAUACAGAAGUGAAGGAGACCAUCAGGAAAUUGAUCUGCAUAAAAGUUAAUUCCCACUCAAAGUAA
Molecule: messenger RNA, 981 nt
Organism: Chinchilla lanigera (long-tailed chinchilla)
Lineage: Eukaryota; Metazoa; Chordata; Mammalia; Rodentia; Chinchillidae
Product: olfactory receptor 5D18-like
Exons: 1
Coding region: 1-981 (326 amino acids)
Biological process (GO): G protein-coupled receptor signaling pathway; sensory perception of smell
Cellular component (GO): membrane
Molecular function (GO): olfactory receptor activity; odorant binding; G protein-coupled receptor activity
Source: RefSeq, a predicted model, not a curated record